Molecule: messenger RNA, 3057 nt
Organism: Pogoniulus pusillus (Red-fronted tinkerbird)
Lineage: Eukaryota; Metazoa; Chordata; Aves; Piciformes; Lybiidae
Gene: WDR44
Product: WD repeat domain 44
Exons: 20
Coding region: 96-2804 (902 amino acids)
Molecular function (GO): protein binding
Source: RefSeq, a predicted model, not a curated record
CGGCGCGGCCCCGCCCGUCCUGCCCGAGGUGGCGGCGGCCGCCGUGAGCUGCGCUGCACUGCCGGCGGCUGGGCCCGGCCCGGCUCGGCGCCGCCAUGGCCUCCGACAGCGAUACCGAGGAGUUCUACGACGCGCCCGAGGACGUGCACCUCGCCAGUGCCUCCCCCGCGCCGUCACCAAUCAAACUUGGAUCCCCCCAUGGAUUCAAGGAUACAAACAACAAACUCCAGAAAGCUGCAGAUGAAACCUUUGCACCAGAAAUGAAGCAAGAUGAUUCAAAAGAGAUCAUUGACAGUAUUAUAGAGGAAAGCCAGAAGGCACAGGAGCUGGAUGGUGACUCUCUAGCUCCUGCAGAGGCAGAACUGACUCUUCCAACUCCAGAUGCAGAUGCUUGGGUCUCUGGAGCACUCAUUGCUAGUCCUAUGCCAGAAGUCCUAGCUGCUAAAGUGCCACUCCAGGAAGAUCCUGCAGAACCUGUCUGUGGGGACACUGAAUUGGACUCAGGGAAGCUUUUGUUUACUUCGGAGCAACAGGGAGCUGCUAAACUACCGAAAGGCACCGAUUCCACCCACCAUAAACCGGCUGAAGCUGAAGCGCAGGAAGGGACCUCGACGACUGAGGAGGACAUCCCAGACAAAAGAGAGGCCAGCACUUUAGAGCUGAUGGCUUCAGAUUUAUCUACCAAAGACGAGGAGGUGCCUCCGGCAAAGCCCCCGAGGCAGCUCACUGUAGAGCCUGACAUAGUUGCUAGCACAAAGAAGCCUGUCCCGGCGCGGCCACCGCCUCCCACCAACCUUCCUCCCCCGCGCCCGCCGCCGCCGGCACGGCCAGCGCCACCGCCCCGCAAGAAGAAGAGCGACCUGGAGAUUGAAGUGCAAAAACCCGGUCUAGAAGUUUCUCGAGAGGCCUUCCCAGCUGGUGGCUUUUUAACCCCAAAUACAGUGACAGAAGGUGUGCCCAAAGAUUCUCAGCCUUCUUUGGACCUGGCCAGUGCAACCAGUGGAGACAAAAUAGUCACUGCACAGGAAAAUGGGAAGGCAGCUGAUGGCCAAACAACAAAUGAAGUCCUUGGACCACAAAGACCCAGGUCUAACUCUGGAAGAGAGCUGACAGAUGAGGAAAUCCUAGCAAGUGUCAUGAUAAAAAACCUUGACACAGGUGAAGAAAUCCCCCUGAGCUUGGCAGAAGAGAAGCUGCCCACAGGGAUCAAUCCCCUAACUCUGCAUAUCAUGAGGAGAACUAAGGAAUACGUCAGCAACGACGCGGCGCAGUCGGACGACGAAGACAAGAUGCAGGCACAGCAAACUGACACUGAUGGAGGGAGGCUGAAGCAGAAAACGACCCAGCUGAAGAAGUUCCUGGGCAAGUCUGUGAAGCGAGCCAAGCACCUGGCCGAGGAGUACGGCGAGCGUGCCGUCAACAAGGUCAAGAGCGUCCGAGACGAGGUCUUCCACACAGAUCCAGAUGAUCCCUCUUCCAGUGAUGAUGAGGGGAUGCCAUACACCAGACCAGUGAAGUUCAAAGCAGCUCAUGGCUUCAAGGGACCUUAUGGUUUUGAACAGAUCAAAGUGGUUCAGGAUCUCAGUGGAGAGCACAUGGGCGCCGUCUGGACCAUGAAGUUCUCUCACUGCGGCCGGUUGCUCGCCUCGGCAGGCCAGGACAACGUGGUCAGAAUCUGGGUCUUGAAGAAUGCUUUUGACUACUUCAAUAACAUGAGAAUGAAGUACAACACAGAAGGCCGUGUCUCUCCCUCCCCAUCUCAAGAGAGUCUGAACUCUUCCAAGUCUGACACUGAUGCAGGGAUCUGCAGUGGAGUCGAUGAGGACCCAGAUGAUAAAAACGCUCCCUUCCGCCAGCGACCCUUCUGCAAGUACAAAGGGCACACAGCAGACCUCCUUGAUCUCUCUUGGUCUAAAAAUUACUUCUUGCUUUCUUCUUCCAUGGACAAGACUGUCAGGUUAUGGCACAUAUCAAGAAGGGAAUGCCUUUGCUGUUUCCAGCACAUCGACUUUGUCACUGCCAUAGCCUUCCACCCACGGGAUGACAGGUACUUCUUGAGUGGGUCACUGGAUGGGAAGCUGCGACUCUGGAAUAUUCCUGACAAAAAGGUGGCUCUCUGGAAUGAAGUGGACGGGCAGACAAAGCUGAUCACAGCAGCCAACUUCUGCCAGAACGGCAAAUACGCUGUCAUAGGCACCUACGAUGGGCGCUGCAUCUUCUACGACACCGAGCACUUGAAGUACCACACCCAAAUCCAUGUGCGAUCCACCAGGGGCAGGAACAGAGUUGGAAGGAAAAUUACUGGCAUUGAGCCCCUGCCUGGGGAGAACAAGAUACUGGUGACAUCCAACGACUCCAGAAUCAGGUUGUAUGACCUCAGAGACCUGUCUUUAUCUAUGAAAUACAAAGGUUAUGUCAACAGCAGCAGCCAAAUCAAAGCCAGCUUUAGCCAUGACUUCACCUACAUUGUAAGUGGCUCAGAAGAUAAAUAUGUUUAUGUUUGGAGCACAUACCAUGACCUGAGCAAGUUUACAUCGGUGAGGAGAGACCGGAAUGACUUCUGGGAAGGCAUUAAAGCACACAAUGCAGUGGUCACCUCUGCCAUUUUUGCUCCCAAUCCUGGCCUGAUGGUGGCACUGGAAGCAUCUGAAAAGCAAGAGGCUGAGAGUAAGGGAGAAGACUCUGAAGCGUCAGACACCAUACCCUCUGGAGCUCUGAAGACAGAUCACACAGAAGUGCUUUUAUCAGCUGACUUCACUGGAGCAAUCAAAGUCUUCAUUAACAAAAAGAAAUGUGUAUUUUAAUUGGUCUGCAGCUGCCAGCAGAAAGCCCUGGGACUGGGGGGUUGCAGGUCCAGGAGGAAUGUGGGCAGAAGAGCAAGGACACAGGCUGCUUGCCUUGGAAAUCUUUCUGCUGAGGCUACUCAAACAGUGCAGAGCAGUUUGUACCCAUCAACACCUGAUCCUGUAGAGUAGAAAGGGAUGUGGAAGGAGAAUCCUGCCAAGCCUUAGGCUCUCAACUUCCUACCGAGAGGAGGGGAGAAAUACAGGGGGGAAG